CAGUCAUAUGGUCGCGGAUACAUUGAAUCGUACUUUUGAUUUCAUUAGCAUUACGUUUGCAUUGCAGAGACAAACACAACACAAACAGUCGUUAAUCGCAUGACUGUUACUGUUAUUAACGGAUAUUUGUAAUUGUGAUCAACAUUUGAGUGCAAAACACACCGCAAACUACCCAUUCAUUUGUGCCCUCAAUCCCAUCCACACAUCCCAUUCAUUGGUAUCUUCGCUGCGGAGGAAUGUUUCGGGCGACCGCUCGCAGACUCAUCCAAGACUUGCGACCGUCAGCGCCGGCUAAUCAGCGCCUAUACCACGAAAAGGUGAUCGAUCACUACGAGAACCCGCGAAACGUGGGCUCCUUCGACAAGAGCGAGACCCGGGUGGGCACCGGUUUGGUGGGCGCACCGGCGUGUGGUGAUGUCAUGAAACUGCAGAUCAAAGUGGAUGAAAGUGGCAAAAUAGUUGACGCCAGGUUCAAGACAUUCGGCUGCGGAUCGGCGAUCGCUUCCAGUUCUUUGGCCACCGAGUGGGUGAAGGGGAAGACUGUGGCCGAAGCUCUGGAGAUCAAGAACACCAUUAUCGCCAAAGAGCUGUGUCUGCCUCCCGUUAAGUUGCACUGCUCUAUGCUGGCCGAGGAUGCCAUCAAAGCGGCGCUCAAUGAUUACAAAGUCAAACAGAGCUCUAUAGACGCCGCCAAGAGGUCGGAGACCACGGAUGCUGAUCAGCAGAGAGUGUCUGUCCAGUAGAUACCGUCUGAAGAGUAUACCGUAUAUACGUUACUGUAUUCCGGAGAUAAUCGCUGUAUUUCUUAUGAUAUCUCUUGUAUUUAGUGUUUUACCGACGCUUCUGAAGCCAUAGUUUGUGUUUAAGACAUUUUGUGUGAGAAUUUUUAUUGGACACAGAAUUUCAAUUGAUAUUUGUUUAGUUCACUAAUCAUUUGAUUUUUGAAAAAAUAAUUGACUAAUGAUUGACUCUCUAUUUAGUGAAC
Messenger RNA from Oppiella nova, 985 nucleotides. Lineage: Eukaryota; Metazoa; Arthropoda; Arachnida; Sarcoptiformes; Oppiidae. The record is from the annotation of a GenBank genome assembly.